UGUUAGUUUUGCUGAUUUUCUGUGAAGAAUAAUAAUCAAUGUUCGCACAGUCGUGGUGUAAAAUUAGUGCUAGAAACAUCGAUUUUUCUUGCCCGCCUCGAACAUCGAUACAGCUUGUGAUGAAACUGGUAAUCGUGAAAGUGGCGUGAUGUUACAGUUUGCUUGAUUGGUUUAGUGAUUAGAGAAGAAACCCCUUAGUGAUAAGUACCAGUACCUAAAGCUCUGGAUGUUCCGCCUUAUCACAAUAGUUGGUGCUUCAUGAAUCAGUAGCUUUUUUCUUGGAGAACGGUAGUGGUUCCCUAUAGCAAUUAGUGCCCACGCACGGGGCACUUUACUGAAAUUAUCGACAAAAAUUCUGGCCGACCGACAGCUGGAAGUGCUUGAAUCUCACAAUUUUCCAUACGGUGUCAUCGUACUAAAACGUAGGAUGAAGAAGCGGACGUCUCCGCCUUCGACGCUGGAAAACUCUCCAGCGCGCACUGGCCAUAACAUGACGACAAUGAAUGAAUUCAAGUUCAUAAACGAGCGGCCUGUGGAUGAUAUUUCACUGGAUUUCUUCUACAAGCCCCACACCAUCACCCUGCUAGCGGUGUCCAUCAUCGGGACUAUGUACUUUGCCUUCGUUCGUGAUCAAUCCGAUAUCCAAGAGAACAUUUGGGCUGGCAUGGUGUGUGUUAUUUUCUUCUUCCUGAUAGUUUCAAUUCUCGCUUUUCCUAACGGUCCUUUCACACGACCCCAUCCGGUGGUGUGGCGUAUGCUGUUCGGUUUAUCCGUCCUAUAUCUCCUGUUUCUACUCUUCCUGAUGUUCCAAGACUAUAAAUCAAUCAUGGGCAUAUUCUACUGGUUCGAUCCUAGGUUACGUAAUUUCAACAUUGAUAUGGACAAGGAAUACGGCGCGAACUGUUCAGAUGUUUCCUUCGAGCGCAUUUGGUCUCACGUGGACGUUUUCGCAUGGGGACAUUUCCUGGGAUGGGCCUUCAAGGCUGUCCUUAUCAGACACAUGGGCAUUCUGUGGGCAAUUUCGGUUAUGUGGGAAAUAACGGAGAUCACCUUCGCUCAUUUGCUACCGAAUUUCGCUGAGUGCUGGUGGGAUGCGCUCAUUCUGGAUGUGCUCGUUUGCAACGGAUUCGGUAUUUGGUGUGGUUUAAAGAUAUGCAAACUGCUCGAAAUGAGAGAGUACAAGUGGGCUAGUAUUAGAGAUAUCUCUUCCACGAAAGGAAAGCUCAAACGAGUUGUACUCCAAUUUACACCAGAAAGCUGGGCCCCUGUUCGUUGGCUGGAUCCAAAAUGUACGUAUAUGAGGUUCUUAGCGGUAUGUCAGCUUGUGUUGUUGUGGCAGCUGACAGAGUUGAACACAUUCUUCCUGAAACAUAUUUUCGAGAUGCCGCCUUCACACCCUAUUGUAAUUGGACGACUGAUGUUCGUGGGUCUCUUUACUGCUCCAUCCGUUCGACAGUACUACAUCUACGUAACUGACACACGAUGCAAACGGUUGGGAACGCAAUGUUGGGUGUACAUUGCUAUUCUAGUCUCGGAAGCAAUUUUAUGCAUAAAAAAUGGAAAGGAGCUGUUUGAACGAACCCAAGUUAAGAACAUCAUCUUUUGGCUAUUUGUCCAAGCUGCUGUUUCUAUGCUGUUCAUAUUCGGUUGUAUGUUGUGGCACAGAUACGUCGACGGUGACGAAUCGCAAGAGGCAUCGCCAGUAAAACAGCUGAGCCGAGAGUUCAAAGAUUCUGCCAUCGUGUCGGGUGAUUCCAAAGGAAAAUCAUCGGCUAAAAACUCUCCUAAAACCACUCCUACCAAAAAAGCAAGAUCUCAGCAUAGUAGUGUUAAAGAGGAUUAAUUUUAGCAUACAUAUUGUGGGAACUACAAAAGUGUGAGAACAUCUGACUGAAUACGUAAACUGUUUUUCUCAGUUCAUAUCGUUUUCCAAAUGCUAUACUGUAACUAUCGAUUUGUCUUCAUCGUAGAAAAAAUAGUAAAAGUAUAGUACCGUUCUUAACUGGGAUUUGACCCUCUGUUGAUGUUAUUAUCAAUUAGUUGCAAACCUAAGGUUCAAAUAGUGGUGAAGAAAACAAUUCCAAAUUUAGGUUUCGGUUUGAAAUAUAGACAGAUUGAAUAGAAUUCAGACUGCACAUAAGUUCAAUAAGUUUAGCUUUUGUGGUUUUGUUAUUAGUUGUUUCAGUUAUACUUUAAGUUGAUGAUGUAAAUUGUUCUCUUUUAGCGUCAAUAUACUCUGAGGUUAUUAGUUAUGACCCAAUUUAGAAAAGUUUUGCAACAAAAACGACGUAUGCCUUGAAAAAUGAAAUUGAAUGUGAUUGACAAAUAACUGGUUUUAAUAGAAUGUCAGUCAGUCUCAACCUAGUGGCACUACAAAAUAAUUUGUAAUGAUGUUCAGGACUCGCAUAGUUUAAUUGCUUCUCCCGAAAUAGACCAACAGAAUGCUUGUUUAAAAAAACUUACAUAUCAUUUUGAGAAUCCACUUGAUCAUGAAGCAAUAGAAUUUGAAAUGUAGUUUAGUUCAUAUUGAAAUCUAUCGGGUUAAUUUUGGAACGUUGGACUGGUGCUUACAUUCAGCACGAUGAGGCAUGGAGUAUAAAUACAUAUUUGCUGAUGCUAAACCUUUCAAAUUCUACAAUUUAUAUGCUGCAGUACAGGCAUAUAAUUAGUUCGCAACAGAUUUCCGGUAGUGUAGAUAGACUAUUUUCGUUCGUCGAUAAAAGUUUCUAGUCAAUAAGGUUCAAGCGAAAGACAGUUGAAUGAUACAUAAUUUUAAGA
Messenger RNA from Ochlerotatus camptorhynchus, 2778 nucleotides. RefSeq names its product phosphatidylserine synthase-like. The coding region runs from base 428 to 1843 and encodes 471 amino acids. The record is from RefSeq and is a predicted model, not a curated record. Gene Ontology annotation, biological process: phosphatidylserine biosynthetic process. Gene Ontology annotation, molecular function: L-serine-phosphatidylethanolamine phosphatidyltransferase activity. The transcript is spliced from 6 exons. NCBI's taxonomy places the organism in Eukaryota, Metazoa, Arthropoda, Insecta, Diptera, Culicidae.